This is a messenger RNA of Erpetoichthys calabaricus (reedfish), 1072 nucleotides long. It is a transcript of the gene leprotl1, whose product is annotated as leptin receptor overlapping transcript like 1. Lineage: Eukaryota; Metazoa; Chordata; Cladistia; Polypteriformes; Polypteridae. Gene Ontology annotation, cellular component: endosome. The record is from RefSeq and is a predicted model, not a curated record. The transcript is spliced from 4 exons. Bases 125 to 520 code for a protein of 131 amino acids. Gene Ontology annotation, biological process: negative regulation of growth hormone receptor signaling pathway; late endosome to vacuole transport via multivesicular body sorting pathway.
CCGCGGGAGUUAGACAUGCGCAUUGGAGAAGGACCGCGGGGCUUUUGCGCGUUGCGCGAGAAGACCAAACUAAAGUGGAUGUUGGUAUCAGCUGUUGUCUGCUUCUGUUUCAUGUUGUGUAAAAAUGGCCGGAAUUAAAGCUCUUGUUAGCUUGUCCUUUGGAGGAGCAAUUGGUCUUAUGUUUUUGAUGCUUGGUUGUGCCCUGCCCGCAUACAACAAAUACUGGCCCCUGUUUGUUUUGUUUUUUUAUAUUCUUUCUCCAAUCCCAUACUGUAUAUCAAGAAGAGUAGUGGAUGACACAGAUGCUGCAAGUAAUGCAUGUAAAGAACUGGCUAUUUUCCUGACAACUGGGAUAGUUGUCUCAGCAUUUGGACUACCUAUAGUCUUUGCUAGAGCAGAACUGAUUGAAUGGGGGGCAUGUGCACUUGUGCUCACAGGAAAUGGUGUCAUUUUUGGAACAAUACUAGGGUUCUUCUUAGUUUUUGGGAACAAUGAUGAUUUCAGUUGGCAGCAGUGGUGAUUAAGACAAUACUAAUGCUAAUGUGUUUAAGUUGAGCACUGCAGGAAAGAAUAAUAACGUCAGAGAAUAGCUUUUUUUUCUUAUCGAGCAGUCAUCCAUGCAGCAAAAUUAAGCCAUGCAAUAAACGGAAACAGCAUAACUGUCAUACAGUGUAUUCAGAUAUUCUGGUGAUUCCUUACAAAGAAAAAAAUAAAAACAAAAAAUGGUUGAAACCCUCUGGCUUUUGGGUUUAAGCCAGUCCACGUAUCAAGUGCUGUCCUUGAAUGUAAAGAUGCCAAAGGGUGGCAACAGAGCAAGCUAGUGAGUUGGGUGGCAUUAGCAGCAUGUAAAAGAGCAGAACUACUGCUUCUUCCCCCAGUAAGAGAGAUUCAUAAUUUCAUUGUUUUCUUUGUGGAAAAGACGCACAGUUGGAUGUGUCAAAUGGAACGCUUUGUUUUCCUUUAAAAUCAUCACUUUCAUUUAUAACGCUCAAUAUAUUUUCCAUGUGAUUCAAACGUGUUUCUGUAAAAUGCCAAUAGUACCUUUUUAUAGUGUGUGUAUGUAUGUAUGUAU